Achroia grisella is the source of this 1185-nucleotide messenger RNA. RefSeq lists its product as uncharacterized. The record is from RefSeq and is a predicted model, not a curated record. Lineage: Eukaryota; Metazoa; Arthropoda; Insecta; Lepidoptera; Pyralidae. The transcript is spliced from 2 exons. Bases 1 to 1185 code for a protein of 394 amino acids.
AUGGGGGCGGGCGGCGGGGGGUCGUACCUGGGGGCCCCGCUAGCGGCGGUAGGCGGCGCGCGGCUGGAAGCGCGCGGUUACAAAUAUAUUUUUUUUUAUGGGGGCCCCGCUAAUUUGAAGCGGGCGGCGGGGGGCGGGGGCGGGCGGCGGGGGCGGGGGUCGUACCUGGGGGCCCCGCUAGCGGCGGUGGCGCGCGGCUGGACAGCGGGCGGCGGGGGCGGGGGUCGUAAGCGGCGCGGGCGGCGGGGGGCGGGGGGCGGGGGGUCGUACCUGGGGGCCCCGCUAGCGGCGGUAGGCGGCGCGCGGCUGGAAGGCGGCGCGGUGCGUGGACAGCGGGCGGCGGGCGGCGGGGGGUCGUACCUGGGGGCCCCGCUAGCGGCGGUAGGCGGCGCGCGGCUGGAAGGCGGCGCGGUGCGUGGACAGCGGGCGGCGGGGGGCGGGGGGCGGGGGGUCGUACCUGGGGGCCCCGCUAGCGGCGGUAGGCGGCGCGCGGCUGGAAGGCGGCGCGGUGCGUGGACAGCGGGCGGCGGGCGGCGGGGGGUCGUACCUGGGGGCCCCGCUAGCGGCGGUAGGCGGCGCGCGGCUGGAAGGCGGCGCGGUGCGUGGACAGCGGGCGGCGGGGGGCGGGGGGCCGGGGGGUCGUACCUGGGGGCCCCGCUAGCGGCGGUAGGCGGCGCGCGGCUGGACGGCGGCGCGGUGCGUGGACAGCGGGCGGCGGGCGGCGGGGGUCGUAGGGGGCCCCGCUGCGGCGGUAACGGCGCGGUGCGUGGACAGCGGGCGGCGGGGGCGGGGGUCGUACCUGGGGGCCCCGCUAGCGGCGGUAGGCGGCGCGCGGCUGGAAGGCGGGGCGGUGCGUGGACUGCGGGCGGGGGGGGGCGGGGGGUCGUACCUGGGGGCCCCGCUAGCGGCGGUAGGCGGCGCGCGGCUGGAAGGCGGCGCGGUGCGUGGACAGCGGGCGGCGGGCGGCGGGGGGCGGGGGGGGCGUACCGGGGGGCCCCGCUAGCGGCGGUAGGCGGCGCGCGGCUGGAAGGCGGCGCGGUGCGUGGACAGCGGGCGGCGGGGGGCGGGGGGCGGGGGGUCGUACCUGGGGGCCCCGCUAGCGGCGGUAGGCGGCGCGCGGCUGGAAGGCGGCGCGGUGCGUGGAGCGGGGGCGGGGGCGGGGGUCGUACCUGGGGGCCCCGCUAG